AUGAGUAUUAUGCCAAACAGUAAGGAGAUCAGAGAUGCAGUCUUCUCUUUUGGUCCAUACAAGUCGCCUGGGAAGGAUGGGCUUAAUGCUCUUUUCUUUCAAUCUCAGUGGGAUAAGGGGAUUGAUGUUCCUGAAUUACUUAAAGAUUUCAGACCUAUUAGCCUUUGUAAUGUUAUUUACAAGACUGUAACUAAGAUUGUGGCUAAGAGGUUGAAAUCUCAUAUGGCUCACUUGGUUAUGCCUAAUCAAUGUGGUUUUAUUAAGGGUAGACAAGGAGCGGAUAAUAUCAUUGUGGCUCAGGAAAUCAUCCAUUCCAUGAAUAAAAAGAGAGGAGGUAAGGGUUGGAUGACUGUCAAAGUUAAUUUAGAAAAGGCUUACGAUAAGAUUUCUUGGGAGUUUAUGAAAAACACGCUUGUGGAUGUUGGUUUGCUUGAGAAUAUUAUUUCUCUGAUCAUGUGCUAUGGUGAGAAGGUUAGCAAGGAAAAAACAAAAGUCUUCUUCUCCAGGAACGUUAAUCAUACCCAAGUGCAGAAUCUAAGCCAGUUGAUGGGCUACUCUCCUAUAAAUGACUUGGGUAAAUACUUGGGUAUUCCUCUUCGUCAUAGCCGUGUUACAAAGAGUACGUUUGGCUAUAUCUUAAAUCGAAUGCAAGCUCGUUUAAAUGCCUGGAAUCAACGUACUCUUUCAUUGGCAGGAAAAUCAACUUUGGCUAGGAAAGCUCACCUGGUUUCUUGGGAGACGGUUUGUUUGCCGAAGAAUGUAGGGGGGCUCGAUUUUCGUAAAAUUAAAGAGAAUAAUAUGGCUUUUAUCAUGAAACUAGGUCACCGUAUCAUGACUGAUCGUAAUUCCUUAUGGGUUCGGGUCCUUCGUAGCAAGUAUAAGGUGGAGGAGAGGCUUAUUCCUAGUAUCUCGGCUUCAGCAAAUGAUUCUGGUUUAUGGAAGACUAUUGUUAAGUAUUGGCCUCAAACUCUAGAGAAUUCUCGUAUCAUUUUAGGGGAUGGGGUUCAUACGCCUUUUUGGAUGGAUUCAUGGGUGCCAGGGUGUCCUCAACUUGUUUCUCUGGCCGUUCAACCUAUUCCUCCUACUAUGACUCAUUGCCAGGUCCUUCAAAGGACAGACUCAUAUAGGGAAUAUUUACCUGAAAAUGAUUAUAGGGAAGUUACCAAAAAGGUUGACAGAAGCUGGUCAGGGAAUAUAACAUCACCCCAAUGUGAGCUACCCAAAGUUAAGGGGGUUGUGGCUAAGAUUAAGGCUGAUCAUCGCCGAGUUCAUAGUGCAGGAAAUAUUCAAUAUCCAGGAAGUUCUGAACCAAGAUUGGUGAGGAGCAGUGGAAUGAGAAGAGAAUGGAGUUUCGAGAAUUUGGCUGAAAAUAAAGACCAUAGUGUUAGUUGCCACUGA
Messenger RNA from Gastrolobium bilobum, 1398 nucleotides. RefSeq lists its product as uncharacterized. Lineage: Eukaryota; Viridiplantae; Streptophyta; Magnoliopsida; Fabales; Fabaceae. The record is from RefSeq and is a predicted model, not a curated record. The coding region runs from base 1 to 1398 and encodes 465 amino acids. The transcript is spliced from 5 exons.